Messenger RNA from Oikopleura dioica, 267 nucleotides. Lineage: Eukaryota; Metazoa; Chordata; Appendicularia; Copelata; Oikopleuridae. The record is from the annotation of a GenBank genome assembly.
AUGACUGCGUUAGUAGAAACGACUGGGCUUCAAAGAGAUCUGUUUGAAGCGAUGGAUAUUGAGGAAUUGGAAAGCUUGUGGAAACGAGUCUAUUUGUUGCAAGAACAAUCUUCUCUUAGCUCGGACAAAAUGAUGGAUCGUGUUUUAGACGACGAGGAGAAAUAUGCUGGAAUUUUCGCAACUUAUGAGAUUGACAACAUUGAUAGCAUGGAGCUUGAUCAAAUAGGAGAGUCUGGGGACGACUCUUCUGCCAGGAAAAUUCAUUAA